Molecule: messenger RNA, 3117 nt
Organism: Felis catus (domestic cat)
Lineage: Eukaryota; Metazoa; Chordata; Mammalia; Carnivora; Felidae
Product: zinc finger protein with KRAB and SCAN domains 8-like
Exons: 5
Coding region: 203-1012 (269 amino acids)
Source: RefSeq, a predicted model, not a curated record
CAGCUCUUGCACAGUCAAGAAGUAAUCUAGCAAGAAAUAUCAGCCCUGGGAGCCAAGGGAGGGAGAAUCACUGUCUCCAACUCCUACCCAGGAAUGCACCAUUAAAAUCUCAACUAUAGGAACCCUUAAUCCCACGAGAGGGUUAAGUCCAGGCCAGAGGCACGAAUAAGGUGUCUAUUCUGAAGGGAAGAAUUCUGUAAGGAUGGACCCACACCAGCAGGUUGCCGGCUUACAGAAUGGGAGUACAUUACAGGUUUCUGAGCGCGAGAAAACCUCUCAGUAUGUGAACCCGGUUCAAAGGCAGGAGGACAGGCCCACGGAAGAGAGACGGUAUACCUGUAGUGAAUGCGGGAAGAAGUUUGCCCAGAGCUCGGGCCUCGUGCGACAUCGGAGAAUCCACACUGGCGAGAAGCCCUACGAGUGUGGUCACUGCGGAAAAGCCUUCAGCGUGCGCUCCACCCUCACCGUGCAUGAGAGAAUCCACACUGGCGAGAAGCCCUAUACCUGUAAUGAGUGUAGGAAAGGCUUCAGUGUGAGGGCACACCUGAUCAUACAUCAGAGAAUCCACAAUGGGGAGAAACCGUAUGAAUGUAAUGAGUGUGGCAAAGCAUUUAGUGUGAGCUCAGACCUUGUCAAACAUCAGAGAAUCCACUCUGGUGAAAAGCCCUACGAGUGUGACGAGUGUGGGAAAGCCUUCAGCGUGAGCUCCGCCCUCAUCAAACAUCAGAGAAUCCACACAGGAGAGAAGCCGUACGAGUGCAAGGAGUGUGGGAAGGCCUUCUACGUGAACUCCGCCCUAAUUAACCACCAGAGGAUUCACUCUGGAGAAAAGCCGUACGCGUGUGGAGAAUGCAGGAAAGCCUUCAGCCAGAUCUCAACCCUAAUUCAUCACCAGAGAAUCCAUACUGGAGAGAAACCGUACGAGUGUGACGCGUGUGGGAAAGCUUUCCGUGGGAGUUCUAAUCUUACUAAGCACCAGAAAGUACACGCCAAAGGAAAGUGUCAUCACUGAUUUAUGUGGCGAAGAUAUUCCAAAGGCCUUUUUUUUUUGUAUCAGGAGUUAACACUAAGAGAAGGGCAUGGAAGAAGUUGAUGUUUUAAUUGAUACUUGGUCCUUUAGAAUAUUGAGGAAGUGAGAAGUCCGUGAAAAGUGCUCCAGAAUGACUAGUUAAAGCUCUGAAAUCACGUCGACUUCUGAGAAUGCGCUUUCACAACUCACAAGUGAUUUCUGACUCCUGGGUGGCAGGCCAGGAAAUUCUUGUGAACCCUGAAACUAAACCCCACGAGGUUCAAGAUGAACACCAAAGUGAUAGAAAUUGCAGAUUGAUUUGGCCUGCAGUAGGACUCUGUGUUGUAAAGAGAUACAUGGUUUCCAUGAUUUCUCAUGAGCAUCUGAGGCAAGACAGCCCACAGACACACUGGACUCCAUGAAGCUUUGAGCCGACUUGUGCGGUCAGGCACUGAGGUCAGGGUUGCAUGUGGAAACACACAGCGUGAAGUCUGGUAUUGAAGGCGUGCUUACCACUCUGCCCAGGAUGGAGGUUUGCAGACGGACUCUUCUGGGUGGAGAAUACUCUUCUGAGAUCAGCACUGAAGUGGUGCCAUACCCCGCCCCAAACCAGCGCAACUGAAUCCUAAGCAGUAAGUGAGGGUGACUCCUGGCCUUCGACAAGGAGUCUGUCUCCCUGCAGAGUUUUGCGGAAGCCUAGCACGGAGGACUAAAUGGGAACAUUCCCCAGGGCCUCCACAAGUCCAGGGGCUUCUGAAUAGUUCAGCCAAGUGAGGGAGGAGCCCCUUUGAGGACUCACAGCUUGCACUGCUUCAAGCCAAGGACAGUAUCACUCUGAUAAAGGGAUGAGUCUCACGGAUAAGUAUCUGAUAAGUAUCACUCUGGUAAAGACACUUGGAGAACCUGCCCUGAAGUUCACUUCUGUCAGUGCCCUGGGAGUGGGAAAUUCUCCCUUCACCUUGCGCACAAUUUCAGCUUCAGCUGCGAUAAAAGCAGCAGCUGCUCAGUCUAACGUGAGUGCUCCAGAAAUGCCUCUCCCUGAGAAAACAAGCCCUGGAGCACCAGCAGUCCUGACUGAGCCCCAGCAGACUUGAGGAAACCCUGUGAGGAUUCUCAGCCCGGAAGGACCGUCAGUGUAAACCCAGGUCCCGUGGCACUGCACAGCAGAGAAGCCACCUAAAGAAGAGUCCCACGAGAGUAUAGAAUGUGGCAAAGCCUGUGGAUACCGGGAGGGUCUUGUCAGGCGUCAGAGGACCCGUGAGGAUAUCUUCAGUGCUGUAAAUGUUCGUGUGAGCUCAGCUCUCAUCAAACAGAAGCAAAUUCAUCUUGGACGCGAGUGCGUAGGUGGAAGGUCUUCAUUUGGAAGCAGUGCUUCUUGCCAGAAAACCCAUAAAUGGAAAAAUGUGGGAAGGCCUUCACUAAGAUCAGCCUUCUCCAUCAGUAAAUACACCCUGGAGCAAAGCCCUAUAUGUGUGACUGCUCUGGGGACCUUUCAGCGUUAGCUCAGUUCUUACAGUGGAUCAGAGAUUCCUCUUUGAGUGUAAGUGAUACGGGAAAGCCUUCAGUCAAAGUUCAAAUCUUACCAAACAUCAGUCUGUACUGGAAAGAAGUCUUCUGCCUGGGGCGGGUAUGAACUUUCUUCAGACAUCAAAGGAUACACAACAAAAAUAAACUUCAAUUGUCAAAUGUAUGGUAAAGGUAUAGUACAGGACUUUUUCAACAUCAAGCAUCACAGUUAAGUAGGAAGAACAUGCAACUCUGGAUCUCAGGGUCAUGAGUUUGAGCCCCAUAUUGGGCCUAGAGAUUAUUAAAUAAAUAAAAACUUUAAAAAUCCAACUGCAUACAAUCAUUUGACCAUUUUAUGGAAUUAAGACAAGUGUUUAUUAGAGACUUUGUCAGGUCACUUCAUGGGGAAAGGUGAAUUAAAACAUCUGUGACAGAUCUCUAUGGGUAUUUAACUUUCUUUGGCACAGUUAGCUUUCAUUUUCUGUAGUAAAGGUAGAGAAUGGGGGGAAAGUCUUUAUUCACAACCUUUGAUGAUUGAAACAUUAUUACAUUUAUUUUUGGCUUGGAAUUCAUGAUGCUAAUUAAAAUAGUUUUUCUAAGAA